AUGGCUUCAUCCAAAUCUCAAGCGACUGGUAUUGGGAAUAUCCAUACUGCGACGGUGGCAUGUAUCUCUAGUCUCGAGGCUUGUCUAUCCGUCAAACCACUGAUGAAAGGGGGCUGGGCAGAGAAUCGCCUGGCGGACAUGAAUCUCUGGGCCUCUGGUGUUGGUGCAUUGGCCAGGCCGAAGGCAUCCCUUGACCGUCGAUUGGAGUUUCAGCCAAAAGCACGGCUUGUUCUAUCCGAACUACUACUGACCCUUAAAACGUUAAUUGAGGUCUGCCGCAUACAUGCCAUGGAUUUGAACAGCGCCAAAAUCGAUACAUCAAGAGACGAGGACACCUCUACGACACCCGUGGACAUGUCCCUUGUCGUUGACUCAGAAUCUGCUUCAAAUGCAGAGUCUUGGUUCAUGGAGUUGGGCCACGACAUUGGGAUGGUUUCAGACUCCUCCAGCGACUCGUUUACAGAGGACCAGUCGGCUUACUGUGAUCAUGAAACAAAUCUCAAAAGGUUUAUGGACGAUAUUGAUGAUUUAAUAGACCAGCUUAUCAUGCUGGGAUUUGCCAUUCGAAAAUCGGGAACUGCCGCAAGAUUACAGAAAGCCGACAAGACUUUCAAUCCGAAGCAAGACGCGAAUUUACGAACAUAUCUCGAGUCUAUUGUGCUCCGAAACACUGGGAAAAGGCGACAAGAUAAUGAUUUCGAUCAAGGCCUGACCUCUUGUGAUAGAAUGCAUCACGCAAAUGCGCUUAGAGAGGUCACUGCGCCGCAGAACCAUCUCAUCAUUGCGAACCUGCGACGUCGACACAGAUUUAACUACGCUAGAAGACACCAGUUAGACCUAGGUCAACAGGUAGCGCAACCCAUCAUCACAAAAUCUGUGUUAUCAGCCCCGGGACCAACGCAAUACCAAAGCACAAUGACUCGUGAUCCUUUGAGCCAGGACCUGGAUAAGCCAACGAUGGCACCUAUGGGCUCAGCCACGCCUACGGGCUCUUCAGAAGUGCACGAAGCCCGAACUACGAGCGAGACUACAGCUUCCGCGGUGGAGGGCAGUAUUCUGAACUUAGCAAGACCUUCUGAACCUGCUACCAGUGUUAUGUCAACGAGCAUUCGAAAAUUUGAAUACCCCUCUCCACCCCCAGUUUCAAACUUUAUGAGAGGGUUCAAGUGUCCCUGUUGCUAUCAGACACUUCCAGAGAUGUUUCAUGAGUCGUCGAGGUGGAGAAAACAUCUUACGGAGGAUUUGUGUCCAUACACAUGUCCAUUUUCUGACUGUGAAAGGCCAGAGGUCUUAUAUAUCUCACGCACAGCCUGGCGUAAUCAUGUCCUCGAAUCGCACGGGGAGGGUGAGUACUGGGAAUGCCAAGCCUGCUCCGGAACAGUUUUCUCCACGGCGAAAGAGCUAGCCGAACAUAACCACUUGAUCCAUGGAAGCACAAUAUCCGAAGAUGAGAUCGCGGACCUCCAGGCUUUCUGCCGUAACAUUACACCACCAAGCAUAUCGCAUUGCCCGCUCUGUCUCUGGCCAGAAGGAGAGGAAGUUUUGCCAGACGCCAUGACGAGUCUUGAGCAUAUAGGCAGCUGUAUCCACGAAUUCUCCAUCAAUUCCUUACCGUGGGCUAAAUCCUUAUCUCUCCAGGGAACUGAUUCUACCACCAUAUCGGUUCCAAAUGUUGAAGAGUGGCUUACUGGGACCGUUGAAAAGUUAAAUAUAGAGGAGAUCCGAGAUCUGGACGUUAGAGGAUUUCAACUUCUUCCUCGACCACCUCGAUCCCCGAUUCAAGAUCCUAUGCAUAUACCCCAUGAAUACUUUGCUGAAAUAUCAAAGUACUCAUCUCAUGCGGAACGAGGAUCUCACAUUCCCAGUGGUAAGUGGUCUGAGGCUUCGUACCCUCAGAAACCCCUUUUAAAUCACGUCCGCCACGCCAUACUUAUCGGAGUAGAUAUCAGCACCAAUGGAACGGUGGAUGAGCUUGCGGCAAGCGGCACCGACUCUGCUACUACUACACAGUCUCAUCCGCCUCGUCCUAGUGACCGCCGCGGCUUCGAGAUAGCUAUCAUUUGUGCAUUGACCCUGGAAGCAGAUGUCAUUGAAGCUUUAUUCGAUCACCACUGGGAAGACGACGGCCCACCUUUCGAUAAAGAGCCCGGCGACCCAAAUGCAUACUCAACGGGCGUGAUCGGUCGUUUUAAUGUUGUCCUCGCAUACAUGCCAGGAAUGGGCAAGGUCAAUGCCGCUACCGUCGCUGCCAACUGUGGGAAGAGCUUUCCAAGCAUCAAGCUUGCUCUCGUUGUCGGCAUCUGUGGUGUCGUUCCUUUUACCAGCACUAAGGACGAGAUCGUCCUAGGUGACGUCAUCAUCAGCAAUGGGGUCAUCCAGUAUGACCUUGGCCGACAGUUUCCCGAGCCCCUGGUGCGUAAGCUUAUUUUGCCAGACAUCCCCGGCAGACCCAACCUGGAGAUUCAGGGAAUCUUGACAAAGCUGCGAGGUAUCCGACACCGCCGUCAAUUAAGCGCUAAGAUCGAAAGCUUUCUGGAUGUUCUCCGUCAGGAUCCAGAACUUCAUGCUGAAUAUCCUGGAGUUGCGGAAGAUAAACUCUUUCAGGCUACAUAUCGUCAUGCAGAUGAUCAGAAGUCAUGUCAGCAGGCUAAAUGUAAAGGUGACCUGGUUUCGCGAAGCCGACUAUUAAGAACAGAUGUGCCUCCGAAGCCUGCUGUACACUUUGGUUUGAUGGCAUCUAUAAAUACAGUUAUAAAGUCUGGUAAGGAUCGUGACCUCAUCGCCUCGAAGGAAAAUGUCAUUGCCUUUGAGAUGGAAGGGGCUGGUAUCUGGGAUACGUUCCCAUAUAUCAUUAUAAAAGGCGGCUGUGACUAUGCUGAUAGCCAUAAGACCAAGGCCUGGCAACGAUAUGCAGCAGCCACGGCUGCAGCUUGUGCGAAGGCUUUCCUUAGCUUUUGGAACCCGUCGCAUCAAGCCUCUCAUGGUCAAACAGUAAUCCCACUGUCAAAACAACAAAAUAUAUCAGCUAGAUUGAGGACUCAUUACCUUCCGUUUUCGAGGAACAAGAACUUUACAGGUCGUGAAGGGGUGAUCUCUGACCUUCAGCGGCUUCUAUUUGCUGAUCCCUAUGGCCAACGAGUCGCUCUUUUCGGUUUGGGCGGAUUAGGCAAGACACAGAUCGCCAUUGAACUUGCACAUCGUGUGAAAAGGGAAGAACAAAACGGUCGCCACUAUUCUGUUAUAUGGAUGCCUGCACUGAGUAUUGCUAGUUUUGAACACGCCUGCACCAAAAUGAUUAGGGAAUUUGGGAUCGAGUUAAAUGGCCAGGAAGAUCCUAAAGACACAUUCAAGAAGAUCCUGAGCUCAAAAGAGGCUGGAAGGUGGUUUCUGAUCGUCGACAAUGCCGACAACAUGGAGUGCCUCUAUGGAACUGCUGACACCGCCGGGGGUAUCGAACAAUUCAUACCAGGUUGCGAGCACGGCUCUGUUCUGUUUAUAACUCGAUCUCAUGAAGUUGCUAUUAGCGUGGCGCAGAAAAACGUUAUAAAGAUGCAAGGAAUGGAUGACCGAGAUGCCAAAGCGCUCUUGCAAAGUUCUUUGAUGGAAAAGGAUCAGAUGCAGGACUCGCCAGUCAUUGACGAGAUAUUACAUAAACUUGCCUAUAUGCCGCUCGCAAUCACUCAAGCCUCGGCGUACAUGAAAGUCAAUGAGGUUUCGGUCAGCGAAUAUCUCAACCUCCUCCAAAAUACUGACGAGGAAAUGGUAGAACUGCUGAGUUAUAGCGUGCAUAAUAGCACCCACUGCGACCCUUCCCAAGGCGCCGUUAUGACCACUUGGAUUGUGUCCUUUCAGCAAAUCCGACAUCUACAUGACGACGCUGCAAUACUUCUCUCUGCCGCGGCCCACCUUGAACCGAAGGCCAUACCAUGUGCCUUAUUACCGCCUCUAAGCUCUCAACAAAAGAUGACUCGUGCUAUUGGUAUACUAUGCCGAUACAGCUUCUUAAGUGCGCAAAAAGUUGGUGAGACGUUGGACAUGCAUAGUUUAGUGCAUCUUGCACUACAGAAAUGGAAUGAACAAGAGGGACUUGAGACAGCAACACGAAAGAUGGCAUUUGCACAUGUUGCUGAGGUCUUUCCAUUUGCUUACCGGGAGUAUCGUGAGUUAUGGCGACAAUAUAUGCCACAUGCACUAAGACUCCUAACAAAGACGGAUGGUGCCGAUGUUGGAGACAGAUGCCGACUCGGAAAAAAGGUUGGUCAAUGUUUGAUGGUUGACGGACAAGCAAGACAGGCAGUGCAUAUCUUUGAGUCUGUGGUCGAGGUCCAGAUGACAUUCUUGCCAGAGAAUCACCUAGAUCGGCUGGCAUCACAGCGAGAGCUUGCAAAGGCAUAUGGAUCUAAUGGUCAGACCAAACAGGCAAUUAAGCUGCUUCAACAUGUGGUUGCCGUCCAAGGGGAGAUAUUAGCAGAAGAUCACCCAGAUCUGCUGGCAUCACUGCGAGAGCUUGCAAAGGCAUACAAAGAUGAUGGAAUAAUAGAAGAGGCAAUUGCACUGCUUGAGCAUGUGGUGGUAGCUCAGGCAAAGGUAUUGCCAGAGGGUCACCUAGAUAGGCUGGAAUCACAGUAUGAGCUUGCAACGGUAUAUGAAGCUAACGGAAGCAUCAAAGAGGCAACUACACUGUUCGAACAAGUCGCUGCAGUCCAGGCGGUUGUGGUAUCAGAGGAGAACCCCGACCGGCAGCUAUCAGCAUCAAUAAGGCGGCUGCAGUCCCGCUAUGAUAAGUUGAGGGAGGCCAAGGCUUCGGGAGAGCCAUACGGCGGGGAAACUGUCGAUCAAUUGUAG
Molecule: messenger RNA, 4845 nt
Organism: Fusarium fujikuroi IMI 58289
Lineage: Eukaryota; Fungi; Ascomycota; Sordariomycetes; Hypocreales; Nectriaceae
Product: related to ankyrin 3
Exons: 4
Coding region: 1-4845 (1614 amino acids)
Biological process (GO): nucleoside metabolic process
Molecular function (GO): protein binding; catalytic activity; ADP binding
Source: RefSeq, a predicted model, not a curated record